Molecule: messenger RNA, 1722 nt
Organism: Ostertagia ostertagi
Lineage: Eukaryota; Metazoa; Nematoda; Chromadorea; Rhabditida; Trichostrongylidae
Source: the annotation of a GenBank genome assembly
AUGAUCGUUCAAACAAGGAAAAAAGAGCUUAAGAAGAAAAACGCUCGUGCCUCUCGUGUCUCCACCGACCCCCUCCGGAAAUUAAAGAUCUGGGUAUUGUAUCCUUAUCUUGAAACUUCCGAUCCCAACCUCCAACACUAUUACGAUUUUAAUCAAAGCCUGCAGGAAUACACCGCUGUAUUUAAAGAACUGGAUGCCGACUGGACCUGGCAACCCGUUACCAUGCUUAACUAUAAAGAAGUAAUCGGUUCCCUCAAAAGAAAGUCAGGUCGAAAGAUUCCUCUCGUUUUGAACUUGUGCGAUGGCGAUGAAGUGAAUGGAACACCCGGCGUUUCUAUCAUUCACGAACUCGAGAAGAACAAACUAAUCUAUACCGGAUCUGACGCACACUACUACGAUAUCACUACUUCCAAGAUACCCAUGAAACGGGCAUUCGAUGCUGCCGGCGUCCCAAAUGCCAAAUGGGAAAUCAUCGAUGGAAGCGAAGAUUCAGUUAAAGGCUUAUGCAAAAAGCUAGGUGCACCGCUGAUCAUCAAACCCGCUGUGUCCGGUGGUAGCAUGGGUGUAUCCGUAAAGAAUGUGGAACUCAUGAAGUAUGUAGCGCAUUGCGAAGGUGUCAGAACUCCUGGGUAUUUUAUUAUCGACCAACCUAAAGAUAUCGACAAGGUUGAGCAAUAUCUCUCCUACCCGAUGUUUAUCAAACCCGCCAAAGCAGGAGAUAGCCUCGGCAUUGAUGAGAAUUCUGUUUUAUAUAAUAAGGAAGACCUUUUGAAGAAAGUAGUGGAGAUAUUCAAUGAUUAUGGGCCACUCCUGGUUGAAGAAUAUAUCGAUGGACGAGAGUUUACUGUACUGGUAGCCGCCAAUAAAGAUGGAAAGUCCUGUAAAGUAUUUAAGCCCGUUGAGUAUGUCUUUCCCGAGGGAAAGAGUUUUAAAACCUACUCUCUGAAGACUUCUGAACUUCAUCCUGAUUGUAACUUUCCCUGUACAGAUCCGGUUCUCGAUGCCAAAUUGAGGGAAGCCACUGAAAAGAUAUUCAAAGGCUUUAAUGGUGUCGGUUAUGCGCGCCUUGACUUCAGGGUGAACGACCGCAAUGAGAUCUUUUUCCUUGAGAUCAAUUUUACUUGUUCAGUUUUUUAUACUGAUGGAUAUGAAGGUUCCGCUGAUUUUAUUUUAAAGUUUGAUGAAGCGGGUCAAAAAGGUUUCCUUGACCAGAUCAUUUCUGAAGGUAUCGCGAGACAUCAACGUAAUAGAAAGCCCUACCAGAUGAAGGGCAAUUCCAUUGCUGGUUUUGGUAUUUAUGCAACUCGUCCCAUUCGUAAGGGAGAUAUCAUUUUUACCGGGGAAGAAAAAGCACAACGGAUCGUCACCAAACGUUUCGUUGAGAAGCAUUGGAGUGAAGAGCAAAAGCUGAAUUUCCGUCGGUACGCUUAUGCGGUAAGUGAGGAAGUGUUUGUGUUGUGGGAUGAAGACCCCGCUGAGUGGUCACCACAGAAUCAUAGUUGCGAUGCCAACACUGGACUUGAUGGUUUAAAUGUAGUCGCCCUUCGAAGUAUCAAAAAGAAUGAAGAACUAACACUCGACUACUCUCAUUUUUUAGACGAUAAUAUGGAGCCAUUUGAGUGUCGUUGCGGAUCUUCCAAUUGCAGAGGUACCAUAACCGGUGUUCCAGGUAAUUCUGUCAACUGGCGCGAACAACGCUUUUAUGCCGUCAACGUGAAGUAA